CUGUGGGCGUCACCAAGUCUCGAGAAGAGGAGUCGAGGAGGGGAAAUUUGAGUAUUGAGAAACCUCUGUUGUUUCAUAGAAAGCUAAAAUUACCGUAUUGGCACGAAUAUAGCGUGGUGUAUUGUUCACAACAGGACAUUUGAAUGAGCAGGGGUUAGGUGUGUGGUCCAUAUGUGAGGACGACUAGAAAAUAAAUGCCAAUACGCAUUUACAACAGUAGACUACUCUUCAACGAAAACAUUUUCAAAAUUAGUGGAGAAAAGUACUUUCACUGACAACUUCCUACAAUGUCUGCAAGCGUAGAAGAAGAGGAAAAGCCACCACAAAACAAGCAUGAAGAGCGGCUGUCCCGAGUGUUUGACGAAGUGAUGGGGCUUGGACACUUUGCUGACUCCUCCAGGGGCUCUGCCACCUCCUCCAGGAGUGAAGGUCAGGACGAGACAAAGGAAGUCGACACAACUUCAGCACAAGUGGAACAGCAACCGGUUGAAGAGGAGGAUAGCAACGGCAGCAGACAAGAAGAAAAGAUGGAAGAGGGGGCGGAAGAGUCUUCCUUACUGUGCAUUACCUCCCCUUCCUCCGUCCCAGGCUCAUCGUUUACAAUGGGAACCAAAGAAGUCGGAGGAGGCGGAGGAAGUGGAGGGGCAGCGUUUGAUGACGCACAGGAUGGACUCCCUGCGUUUGGGCCAGGAGAAGAAGAAGAAGACUGGCACUUUGCCCUGCCAUCGGACAGCCUGGGGGAUGUUAAUGUGGUAAAGGAUAAAAAAAAAAUGGCACCAGAAGUGGAGAUCAACGCCACACAACGCAAACCCUUCCCUCCUCAGCCCAGAGAGGUGGAGGAUGUAAGCACAGAGUCGGCUAACACCUCCCACUCCUCCCAGGACCACACACCUGAAAACAGCCACGGCGGAGGCAUCCAGGACCGGGCGGAGGAGACAGAAGAUAGCCAGGAGGGAGAGAGGACAGAGGCAGCUCCGAUGGAGGACAGUAGUCCCCCUCCUAUCAAUAUUAAAGAUGAACCCAUCGAUGAGGGCUACGACGCUGCGCUGCUGCCUCAGAGCUCCAUCAGACAGAUCAAAGAGGAGCUGGAGCAUCAGGAGGAAGAGCUGAGGAUCAGCUCCGUCUACUCUGUAGGUGGAGGAAACACCUUUGCGUCGCCUACCGAAGCCCUAGCAAUGCUCCAGGCGAUGAGCGAGGCCGAAUCCGAAGGGGGAGAGAAAACCGAUGGAGAAUCUGAUGAGGGAGAGGUCAAAGAUCCGUCAACGGAGGAGGAAUCCUCAUCUGAGGAUUGGGAGCCGAUACCUCGAAAAAGGCCCAGGGUUCUGUUGGCAGCGAGACCACCCACUCCUCUACCCAUGUUAUCGCAUCAGCCUGCUGACACUGUGACAGAUAAACCAGUGUCGGCCCAUCAUGAUUCGCAUGAGACUGGCAAGGAUGGAACUCUCUGGAUACCAGAGAAUCCUGGCCUGCGCACUGGGAGAGUGAAGUCUAACAAUGUGUUGACAGAAGGAGCCGGCCCAACCGCACAUGCACGCCACAACAUAGACGACCCUCUGAGCGCAUUUAUGUGUCUGAUGGACCCUGUGAUGCUGAAGCACAUCUGUGACUGCACGGUGGCAGAGGCGCGCCGGCGUGGAGAGGAAGGAUGGAAGUUAAGCUUGGCUGAGCUGAAGGCGUUCAUUGCACUUCUUUUAGCGCGGGGCGUGCACAACGGGAGAAUUGUGGAAGACUUGUGGUCUCAAGAAUGGGGUCUUCCCUUCUUUAGCACAACUAUGGCAAGGCACCGAUACAGAGACAUAAUGCGCUUCCUGCGUUUUGAUAAGAAAGACACCAGGCGCAGUCGUCUUGGAAAUGACAAGUUUGCCCUUGUGAGUGAGGUGUGGGACAGGCUUGUCCAAAACAGCAUCGCGUGCUAUAAACCAGGGUCCGAAAUAACUGCAGGUGAGCAGUUGCUCCCCACAAAGACAGGGUGCCCCUUUACUCAGUAUAUGCCCAACAAACCAGACAAAUUUGGUAUUAAGUUCUGGCUCGCUGUGGAUGUGGAGUCAAAAUACAUGUUAAAUGGCUUUCCCUAUCUCGGGAAGGAUCCGUCCCCUUCUGCAACCCAGAGCCAGGGGGAGAGUGUUGUCCUGGAGCUGAUGGAGCCGUUUUUGGGGAAUGGGAGGAAUGUGACGACUGAACACUUUUUCACCUCACUCCCCCUGGCCCACAAACUCCUGGCAAAGAAUACAAGCUUGGUGGGCACCACUAAUAAAAAUAACAAAUCACUGCCUCCUUCUGCACACCAACGAGCAGCACUGUUCACCACCAAAGUGAUGAAAAGUGACAAAGCAACGCUCACCAUCUACCAAGAGAAAAGGAAGAAGAACGUGUGCAUCCUCAGCACAAUGCACAGCUCAGUGGAGAUUUGCGAUGACACGAAAAAAAAGCCAGAGACAGUCAACUAUUAUAACAGAACGAAGGUGGGAGUUGACAUGCUGGACAAAAUGCUGAGACAGUACUCUGCUCGAGCCACAACCAGAAGAUGGCCAGUCGCUGUUUUCUAUAACAUACUGGACAUUGCAGCAAUGAACGCGUGCGUCCUGUACCGGGGCUGCACCGGUUCAAACCCGUCCCGGCCAGUGUUUAUCCUGGAGCUGUGUAAGCUGCUGCGCAAUGAGCACAUCAGUAAGCCCAAAGUAGGCAUCUUGCCAUCAUUCCCCGAAAAGAGAAGGAAUUGCGGUGUAAAGCGCAACUGCAGAGAGAACAAAACCACCAAAACAUGCAUGGUGUGCCAACGUGGUGUGUGUGGACAGUGCAAGGGAAUAGUGAACGUUGUGUGUGCCGAUUGUGUGUGUGGCUACAGCACAAUCACAUUUAUUUGAGAAAAGGCCUGUCAGUGGUGGCAUUAUUCCUUAAUUGUGUCACUAAUCAUCUCAUUUGAAUAACCGACUAUAACGUUUGUGUCGUUUCUGUUGCAGUUUACAUAAAAAUGUCAAAUGGGCUGCCUGUAAAAUGUCUUGAGGGAUAGCACCCUGCUUACUCAAAACACGUUAUUUUCCAAAAUGCAUUUCAAUGUUAAUAAAUGUUUUUUUAAAUUAAAAUGUAAUGGUUUAUAAAAUGUUAAUAUGUGGUAUUUCCUUUUUGUCUGACAUUUGUAAUAUUUUGAGUGACUUCGAAAUGAAUUUUAAAAUGUGUCGAUCUGCACUGAGAUAAAGCAAUUGUAAAAUGAUUAACACCCAAUAAACUAAAGU
Messenger RNA from Notothenia coriiceps (black rockcod), 3233 nucleotides. RefSeq lists its product as uncharacterized. The coding region runs from base 288 to 2864 and encodes 858 amino acids. The transcript has 8 exons. The record is from RefSeq and is a predicted model, not a curated record. NCBI's taxonomy places the organism in Eukaryota, Metazoa, Chordata, Actinopteri, Perciformes, Nototheniidae.